CACACACACGCACGCACGCACGCACGCGCACACACAGAGAGGGGGUGUCUUUCUCUUCCAGGAAGGGAUUAUUAAGCAGCGACAUGUGAAGAGAGCGGAGAAAACGGACAAAAGAAGUUUCUCAGCCCGACGAGCCGCCAUGGAGCCGACCUGUAAACAAGUCCGAUAAAGCGGAGAAGAAGCGGCUUCAUGAGCCUGGAAGAGAAAAACAAGUUCUCCUCCCGGAACAACAGUCGGUGAGCCUCCCCCUCCCGCACCUCCCGCACCUCCCGCAGCUGCCGCUCUCCUCCGUGAAGGAAAUAAAAACCGGAGAAGUGGAAGCGGGAGAGACGGUGACGGGAGAUCAUGUCUGGAUCCUCCCCGGCUUCGAACAAGCAGGAGAGGAGCUCUUUCAGUCCUUCCGCCAACCCGUUGCCAAACUCCACUUCCUCCCCCGUCCAUGCCCCCGCCGCCAGGCCAGCCAGCCGAAUGGAGGACGAGCCCGCCAGGCUGCCCGCGCACCUGCGUCUGCAGCCAGUCUGUUGGAGCAGGGAGGACGUGGCCCAGUGGCUGCGGUGGGCCGAGAAGGAGUUCGCCCUGCGGCCCAUCACCAGCGGCACCUUCCAGAUGAACGGCAAGGCCCUGCUCCUUCUCACCAAGGAGGACUUCCGCUACAGAUCCCCCCACUCCGGGGAUGUCCUGUACGAGCUGCUGCAGCACAUACUGAAGCAGAGGAAGUCCAGCGCGUUCGGCCCGUCCGCCUACUUUCCUGGGAACUCCUUCCACUCCCUGCCGGAAAGCACGGUGCAGCACCUGAAGCUCGAAGAGACGGUACGACGGGCACCACGUGGUACGGAACCCCUCCCCCAUCACGCACCAACUAUAGAACUGCGUCACAGUUCCCGCUCCCGCUCCCCCCACAACCCAACUCCAAGCCGGUCCCCUUCCGAGCCAAACCACCCUCGUUCCGCCAACAAGGACCUCCUCCAGAGCUUCUCUCAGCUACCUGAUAGCAACCACCACCUGCCGGAGGAAAUGUACCCGCUGUCCGUGUCUCCGGUACCCCAGAAUGGGCACUGCGUCAUGCCCAAAGAGGCCCCCUGCCCGGGCAGCCCGGGGGUCCAGGAGGCAGGCCCUCCUCGCGUCAUCCAGCUCAUGCCCAGCACCAUCAUGAACCCUUUGAUCCUCAGCCCGAAUUGGAGCGGCGGGGGUGCCGGCAUGGACUUCAGGCACAGCCGCAGCGGACCCCCGUCUCAGGUGACGAUGGAGAACGGGCGUGAGGGGAAGGUCCACCUCCACCACCACCAGCUGGCUCAGCAGCAGCAGGAGGAGCUGUACAGGAACCACGUCAUCAUGCCCGUUUCUCCUCCAGAUGAGAUGCCCAUCGGACGCAUAGCAGACUGCAGGCUGCUGUGGGACUACGUCUACCAGCUCCUGUCAGACAGCAGGUACGAGAACUACAUCCGCUGGGAGGAUCCGGAGAGUAAAGUCUUCCGCAUCAUGGACCCCAACGGCCUGGCCAGGCUCUGGGGCAACCACAAGAACAGAACCAACAUGACGUACGAGAAGAUGUCGCGAGCACUGAGGCACUACUACAAACUGAACAUCAUCAGGAAAGAGCCGGGGCAAAGACUUCUGUUCAGGUUCAUGAAAACCCCCGACGAGAUCAUGAACGGGCAGACGGAGCGGCUGGAACACCUGGAGUCGGACACAGACGAACAGAUCUACAUCAAAGAGGAGUGCUGAGGAGCUCCAUGGACGACUUGACUUCCACCACCGAUGCCUUUCAGAAGCAGCUUGAAUAAUCGAUGUGGAGCCCAGAAGGCCUGGACAUGGCUCGGAUCAGUCCCAGCAGGGAGGACAGGACUCGGUCUUAACGUCGCCUUAGAAUGAAACUCUCCCGAGAAAUGUUGAAAAAAGAAGAAGCUUUGAUUCGCCGGACAGACAACAGAAAGAACUCGGACCCUUCAUAUCUCUGCUGCAGAAGCCAAUCACUUUGUGCUCUGAUGAUUUUUAUUUUUCUGUCUCACGUGUUCGAUGUUGGUUUGAUGCGGUUUGUAAAAAAAUAAUUUGGGGGUGUGUGACUGGACUGUUUUCACCGUGAAAUAAACACUUUUGAUCAAA
Molecule: messenger RNA, 2103 nt
Organism: Nematolebias whitei (Rio pearlfish)
Lineage: Eukaryota; Metazoa; Chordata; Actinopteri; Cyprinodontiformes; Rivulidae
Gene: etv6
Product: ETS variant transcription factor 6
Exons: 8
Coding region: 346-1725 (459 amino acids)
Biological process (GO): cell differentiation; regulation of transcription by RNA polymerase II
Cellular component (GO): nucleus
Molecular function (GO): DNA-binding transcription factor activity, RNA polymerase II-specific; sequence-specific DNA binding
Source: RefSeq, a predicted model, not a curated record